AUGCAGGAGGAGCACAUCAGCGAGCAGCGGAAGCAGAUUAAUGUGUUGAAUUUGUAUCUCAACAGACCAACCCUCAAUGGAUGUGGAAGUGAAUGCCCCAAUUCGUCGGUUCCGUUAGAGAAAUCCCACUUUGAAAUUCAAUUGGGAAUGCUACGACGGUCUUCUUUCUCUCCUCUGGAACAAACUCGUGCCGUCCUUUCAGUCUACGUCGACCCGAAAUAUAAUCCGCUUACACUAGAAAAUGACAUUACCUUGUUGCGAGUGCAAGAACCCUUCCAACUGAACCAGUGGACCGCUCCCGCAUGCCUACCUAGUUUGGGUUAUUACCCGCGGAACGACACACUUUGCACCGUCGUCGGAUGGGGAAAUGUCCAAGAAAAUGGACCAGAUCGCCAUCCCUAUUACACCUCGCUGGAGGACAAGGAGCGCUACGACGGAGCCGUGGAGGAGGUCCGCCGCCAGGCGCCCGUCUUCACCGUCCCGCUCAACAACGUGGCCGGACUUCGGGAAGGAGAGAAUUCCCACUUCGAGGGCCGUUUGACUCCCACGGACGAUCCAAAACUCAAGGUCGAAUGGUUCUUCAACGGCAAACCUCUGAAGACGGGCUCUCGCAUCCGUACGUUCAGCGAUUUCGGCUUCGUCAUCUUGGAGAUCUCGCCUGUCUACCCAGAGGAUUCCGGCGAGUACUCUUGCCGGGCCACCAACGACUACGGCGAGGCCGUCACUUCGGCCUCGCUCAAAUGCCAAGGCAAGCGCAACGUCAUUUUCGAGUCCCAGCUGCCCAAGGGCAUGGAGCGGACCAUCGAGCGCAUCGCCGAAUUGGAAGGACUGGGCGGACGUCCGGCCGACCAAGCGGCCGAAACUGACACCGGCAAACCGCCCGAGUUUUUGAGCCAGCCGGGCGAUCUCCUCCUACCGGAGAACGGGCUGGCCCACUUUGAAACGAAAUUGACUCCGGUGGGCGAUCCCAGCCUGCGGGUCGAGUGGUUCCACAACGGCAAGGCCCUGCUGGCCGGCUCGCGUGUCAAGACCAUUUCCGACUUUGGCUUCGUCAUCCUGGAGGUGACGGGCGUCUACUCCCGCGACGCCGGCCUCUACACGUGCAAGGCCAGCAACAAGCACGGCGAGGCCUCUGUCUCGUGCACUCUGCAGGUCAAGGGCCGUCAGGGCAUCGUCCUGGAGCCGCAGCUGCCGCAGAGCUUCAAGAGCGGCACCCAGGCCAUCCAGAAGCUGGAGGAGAACCUCUACAAGAGGGACGAGCCGGCCGCGGCGGCCGACGAGCAGCCCAACCCGCCCAAGUUCGUCAGCGAGAUCAAGGACCUGGACCUGGUCGAGGGCCAGGCGGCCCAUUUCGACUGCCGGGUCGAGCCUGUCGGCGACGCUUCAAUGCGCAUCGAGUGGUUCCACAACGGGCGCCCGCUGGGCUCUGGCUCGCGCAUCCGCAUGCUGGACGAUUUCGGCUUCGUGGUCCUGGACAUUGACUGGACCUUCCCGCGCGACGCCGGCGAGUACGUCUGCCGGGCUACCAACCGCUGGGGCUCGGCCACCACCAAGGCCAAAUUGGUCACCAAGGGCAAGCGAGGCGUCAACACGGACUCGCAACUGCCGCAGGGCAUGACGGGCGAGAAGCUCCGAGACUUGGAGCGCGGCCCGGUCGUCGAGCGCUUCCAGGAGGACACGCCCGAAGUGGCGCCUCAUUUCACCCAGCAGGUGACGGAAGUGUCGAUGGAAGAAGGUGACAAUGCCCAUUUCGAGUGCCGGGUGGAGCCCAAGACGGACGCCAACCUGCGGGUCGAGUGGUACCACAACGGCAAGCUCCUGCAGAGCGGCCAUCGCUUCCGCACCGUUUUUGAGCUGGGCUUCGUCUCCCUGGAUAUUUUGUACGCCUAUCCGGAAGACGCCGGCGAGUACAUGUGCCGAGCCUUUAACCGCAAAGGCGAGGCCACCACCAAGGCCAGCCUCACAUGCAAAAGUGUUCCGGCCAUCAUCAUGCAGAACCAGAUGCCCCGCGGCAUGAAGAAAUCUGAGACGCUUCUGCAGAUGGAAGCGGCCCUGAAGAAAUACACGUCCGAGAUCUUCCUGACGGAGGACGACAUCUAUGACGCCGACAAGCGCCAGCCGCCGCGCUUCGUGACUCAGAUCAUGGACAUGCUGGAGCUUAAGGAGAUGGAGAUGACCAAGUUCGAGUGCCAGCUGGCCCCGGUCGGCGACCCCAACAUGCGGGUCGAGUGGUUCUUCAACGGCAAGCCGCUGGCCUACAAGACCCUUCACGGCUUCACGCCCAUCUACGACUUUGGCUACGUGGCCAUGAAUUUCGGCUGGGUCUACCCGGAGGAUUCCGGCGAGUACGUCUGCCGGGCCACCAAUAAGUACGGCAUGGACGAGACUAGGGCCUUCAUCAAGACGACGGGCAGCAAGGGCAUCAUUUACGAUUCCCAGCUGCCCAAGGGCAUGCAGAGCGUGGAAAUGAUCCGCGAAAUGGAAGCCUCCUGGCAGAGAAUGCCGGACGAGAGGGCUGAAGCCGAGGUGCUAAAGGAGAAGCCCGUCUUCGUCCUCCAGCCCAAGAACGUCCAGGUGAUGGAAGGCGAAUGGGCCCGUUUCUGCUGCCGAGUCACCGGCUACCCUCGCCCCAGGGUGAUGUGGAUCCUGAACGGACACACUGUCAUCAAUGGCACUCGAAACAAGUUGACGUACGACGGCAUGUGGCACCUGGACAUCCCCAAGACGCGCCAAUACGACGACGGCAAACUGGAAGUGGUGGCCCGCAACUCGCAGGGAUCGGCCAGCUGCGUCGUGGAGCUCAAAGUCACGGCCCGCAACGACGACCACCGCGGUGUCCUCAAGAAUUCACCCAAACCAUGGUAUGAUAGCGACCUGAAAACUUACCAGAAGGAUCGACAGGACAGCGGCGAGCUCCAGCGCCGCUUCGAGGACCCGUCCCGCCAGGCCCAGAGCGAUUCUGCGGCCGAGUUCUUCACCAAGAAGUCGGUCCAGGAGACGGAAACGGAGUGGCAGCGACAGGUCAAGAGCAAGAAGAACGACGACUAUUACAAGAGCCUCAAACAGCUGGAGGAUAAUGUCGUACACAAGGAGGUGAAAUUGCGAGAAGCUUCGCACCAGUUCGCCAUUCCGGGCGAGAAGAUUGUCAAGAGUUCCAUGGCCAAGGGCAUGGCCCAGAGCUACGAAACCAAAUUGGAUCACUCGUCGGAGCAGACGGAACAGAGACACGACCAGAUGACGACAGUCAUCAGCCGCCAGUCGGUGGAGCGCCAAACGGCGACCAGCCGCAAGACGAGCGAGGCCCACCGGUCGGAGGUGCACAUCGACUCUGAUCGCGGCGGAGUGCCGCCAGACCCGUUCGAGUCGUCUGUUCACGGCCGUGAGGUUCACGUGGCCAAGCAGAAGCAGGUCCAGAAGGAGACCAAGGGCCAGAUGGAGAUCACCCGCAAGAUCACGGCCACCGAGACCACCGAAGUCGAGCACAAGGGCCGCACCCACGAACGCGUCGUCCAGGGCCAAGUGAAACCGGCCGUGCCGCCGUUCUUCACCAAGAAGAUCCAGCCGUGCCGAGUGUUUGAGCACGAGAGCGCCCGCUUCGAGGUGGAAUUCGAGGGCGAUCCAACGCCGACCGUCACCUGGUUCCGUGAGGAUUUCCCCAUCAAGAACUCGUCCGAGUUCCAGAUCCACAACUUCAGAUCCAAGUCGGUGCUGACGAUCCGCCAGGUCUUUAUGGAGGAUUCCGGAAUCUUCGCCGCCGUGGCCGAGAACCACGGAGGCGGGGCCAAGUGCAGCGCCAACUUGGUGGUGGAGGAGCGGCCCGUCGGCCGCGGCGGACUCGUCCCGCCUUCCUUCCUCAGCACCAUCCAGGACACGAGCGUCAAGCACCCUCCUGUCGCUAUUCUAAGCGCCGGCCAGCUGAUCCGCUUCGACGCCAAAGUGACGGGCACCAAGCCCAUGGACAUUUACUGGCUCAAGAACGGCCGGAAGAUCGCCUCCGACAUCCGCUACAAGAUCCUGGAGGAGGACGACGUCUACACGCUCAUCAUCAUCGAAACGCUGCCGGAAGACUCUGGCAUCUACGAGUGCGUUGCCAUCAACUCGGCUGGCGAGGGCCGCUGCGAGGCCCAGUGCUACGUCGAGAUAGCCCAGGUGGUCAAGUCGGGUGGAUCUUCGCCGGAAGCUAAAGGAUCGUCGAAAUCCUCGACCUCGUCGCCUCGCUUCUCGCUGGCUAUGAAGGAGCAGAACGUUCCGGAAGGCCAAGCGGCCGUCUUCCGCUGCCGUGUGGCCGGCAAUCCGGCCCCGCAGAUCAACUGGGAGAAGGACGGCCAUCAGAUCAAACCUUCGCGCUAUUUCAUCAUGUCGCAGGAAGGUAGCGACACCCACGUCCUCCGCAUCUCGGAAGCUUUCCCGGAAGACGAAGGCACUUAUCGAUGUGUGGCCAGCAACGCCACCGGCCAGGCCGAGUGCUCCGCCAGCCUCCACGUCAUCGCUCGCGAUUCCGGCGACGUUCCGCCGUCGUUGACCAACCUGGAAGACGUCAACGUCGUUGAGGGCAGCCCCGUCCAGUUCCGCACUUUGGUCAGCGGCACUCCGCUGCCGACCAUCCAGUGGAUGAGGGAGGGCCAGAUCAUCCCGCCGUCCAGCGACUUUCAGCAGAUGAUCCAGGAAGGUAACCACGCGGUCUUAUUGAUCAAAACCACCUACCCGGAGGAUUCGGGCGUCUACACGUGUCUCGCCACCAACCCGGCCAGUCAAGUGGAGUCGUCUGCGUACCUGACCGUGCACAGUAAGCCCUAAAACAAAACAAAACAAA
This is a messenger RNA of Daphnia pulicaria, 4813 nucleotides long. RefSeq names its product titin-like. Gene Ontology annotation, molecular function: serine-type endopeptidase activity. Lineage: Eukaryota; Metazoa; Arthropoda; Branchiopoda; Diplostraca; Daphniidae. The record is from RefSeq and is a predicted model, not a curated record. Gene Ontology annotation, biological process: proteolysis.